This is a messenger RNA of Octopus bimaculoides (California two-spot octopus), 2566 nucleotides long. RefSeq lists its product as uncharacterized. Gene Ontology annotation, molecular function: RNA polymerase II transcription regulatory region sequence-specific DNA binding; DNA-binding transcription factor activity, RNA polymerase II-specific. NCBI's taxonomy places the organism in Eukaryota, Metazoa, Mollusca, Cephalopoda, Octopoda, Octopodidae. Gene Ontology annotation, cellular component: nucleus. The record is from RefSeq and is a predicted model, not a curated record. Gene Ontology annotation, biological process: regulation of transcription by RNA polymerase II; embryo development.
UUACUAAUGACAUGGUUACGGGUUCAUUCCCACUGCGUGGCACCUUGAGCAAAUGUCUUCUACUAUUGCCUCGGGCCGACCAAAGCCCUGUGAGUGGACGGAAACUGAAAAAAGCCUGUCGUAUGUAUGUAUGUAUAUAUAUAUAUAUAUAUAUGUGUGUGUGUAUAUGUUUGUCCCCCCACCCCAACAUCGCUUGACAACCGAUGGUGGUGUGUUUACAUCCCUGUAAGUAGUCACUUAACUAAACACAAACAUAUUCAUACAAGAGAGAAACCAUAUCGUUGUGAUAUCUGUGGUAAAUCAUUCUCCUUAAGGGGCAAUUUAACUAAUCACAAACGUAUUCAUACAGGGGAGAAACCAUAUUGUGAUAUCUGUGGUAAAUCAUUCUCACAGAAUAGAAAACGAACUAAACACAAACAUACUCAUACAGGAGAGAAACCAUAUCGUUGUGAUAUCUGUGGUAAAUCAUUCUCCUUAAGGGGCAAUUUAACUAAUCACAAACGUAUUCAUACAGGGGAGAAACCAUAUUGUGAUAUCUGUGAUAAAUCAUUCUCUGUAAAUAGCAGUUUAAUUAGACAUAAACGAAUUCAUACAGGAGAGAAACCAUAUCGUUGCAAUAUUUGUGGUAGAUCAUUCUCUCGUAAUGGAAACCUAACUGAACACAAACGAAUUCAUACAGGAGAGAAGCCAUAUCAUUGUGAUGUUUGUGGUAAAUCAUUUACUGGAAGUAGUCACUUAAGGAUACACCAGCAUAUUCACACAGGGGAGAAACCAUAUUGUGAUAUCUGAUAAAUCAUUCUCUGUAAAUAGCAGUUUAAUUAGACAUAAACGAAUUCAUACAGGAGAGAAACCGUAUCACUGUGAAAUCUGUGGCAAUUCAAAAUCAGCAUCUGAUUGACCACAAACAUGUACAUACAGGAGAAAGACCAUAUUGCUGUCAUAUCUGUGGCAUAACAUUCCUUCGACAUGGUGAAGUAUCGUUGUGACAUCUGUGGCAAAUCUUUCUAUGUAAAGAGCUCUUUGACUAAACACAAACAUAUUCACACAGGAUAGGAAACACAUCACUGUGGUAAAUUGUUUUCAAUAUAUGACUGCUUAACACAAAUAAAAUCAUAGAACGAAGGAGCCAUACCACUGACAUAUCUGUGUAAAUCAUUCUCUCAAAAUGGUCACUUAACUACACACACACUCAUUCAUACAAGAGAGAAGCCAUGUGUGUGCGUUAUCCAUGGGAUAACUUUCUGUAGAACAAGUCAGUUAACUAUGCAUAUUCAUAUUCCUACACAGAGAAACCAUAUGAAUGUGAUAUCUGUGGCCAUUCAUACCUUCAAAGGAUUCACUUAACGAAAUGUGUAGGUAUUCAUUUGCUACAGUAACUGUAUCAAUGUGAAAAUUCAGGUUGUCAAUAAUAGUUUCAGUAAAUGAUGAAUUUCUUUUGUGUGGUAUUUAAUAUAACUUUAUUUGCCUUUUGAUUCUAUUUCAUGGCAUUGUUUACACUGAGCUAAUUGUUUUAGGUUUUGUUUUUUUAUUGUAUAUAUGUCAGCAUGGAGAACUUACUUGACUGCAACCCUCUGUCUUGUAUCUGGCAGUUGUCGUGGAAGCUAGGGAUAGACGAAUGACUGGAGAGAGAAACUUCCAAGCUGUGUACUGUGCUGUUUUCUAUAAGGUGAAAGUCAGUAAUACAUAUAGCAAUGCAUUCAGUAUGCUGGUAGGAGCUCACAAUGGAUCAGUUUUUAACACCUUCUUAUUUGCCUUAGUCGUUGAUGUUAUAGGAAUGGAGUUUAACCCUUUUGUUUUAAACCACCCAAAUCCAGCUGAGAAUUUUUAUGGCAAAUGACACCAAAAUGGCCCUAAAUAGCCUAGCCAUAUUUAAGUGAGAAUUUUGGUGCAAAUCUCAGUACAUUCAUGAAAAAAUGUGAUUUCACUAUGUAAACAAUUAAAUGAAAUUUGUGUUUAUGUGAUCACAUGUAUACUGUAGUCUGAUUUUGUCAUGGACAGGAAGUUGGAACAAAGAACCAACAUGAAAUUUCGCCAAGUUAUGCCUGAUUUUAGGAGACAAGUAAUUAGAUAGAUUUGCAUCUAUACCUAUUAUUGGAUUUUUGUUAGGGUCCCAUUGGGGAGAGUGUGCUAGCAACCCUUUCCCCUUACUGUUUUACAAGGUAAACAACAAUACAAAUAACUACACAGAGGCAGCCAUGGUUGAAACAAGGACAAGAACAACAAACAUUAUUCUUUUCUACUCAAGGCACAAGGCCCAAAAUUUCGGGGAAGGGGGCCAGUCGAUUAGAUUGACUCCAGUAUGCGACUGGUACUUAAUUUAUCGACCCUGAAAGGAUGAAAGGCAAAGUUGACCUCAGCGGAAUUUGAACUCAGAACGUAAAGACAGGCGAAAUACCGCUAAGCAUUUAGCCCAGUGUGCUAACGGUUCUGCCAGCUCGCCGCCUUAAUAAUAAGCAUUAUUAAAAGAGGAAAGAAGCAUGGUCAUUCCUUACCCAAGUGACCUUAUUCUAUCGCCCAUCACUUGUUAUGCACUCAUAAAUUAGUUUGAUAGUUGAACUUUGAUUGG